AUGGUCACAAACGUCCACGAAGAGGCGACCGAGGAGGAGCUCAACGACAAAUUUGCAGAUUUCGGAGAAAUCAAAAACUUGCAUCUCAAUCUCGACAGACGUACAGGUUAUGUAAAGGGAUAUGCAUUGGUCGAAUACGAGACCCAUCGCGAAGCCAAAGCCGCGAUUGACGGUCUGAACGGUCAAGAUAUUCUCGGCCAAACCGUCUCAUGCGACUUUGCAUUUGUCCGGCCACCGGCAGGAGGGCAGAGAGGUAACAGAAGAGAAGGCAGGAAGCGCAGUGCCAGUCCAGGUCGACGAUGA
Messenger RNA from Serendipita indica DSM 11827, 303 nucleotides. The record is from the annotation of a GenBank genome assembly. Lineage: Eukaryota; Fungi; Basidiomycota; Agaricomycetes; Sebacinales; Serendipitaceae.